AUGCAACUCUUCACGACUCUUGUGGCAAUACUUGCCCUCGCCACUCCCAUCUUCGCCUCUAAUAGAUGCAACCGCUACGUCACGACGGCCACUUCUGAUGGCACGCUCUGCUCAAAAGAAAGCCCUGGCAAUGAAUGCAAGAAUCUAUGCAGCACCUUCUUGGAACGCAUUAAGUCAAUAAGCAGCAACUACGGCGGACCCGCACCUGGAGAUCCAUUGGGUUCCUCAUUUAUCACACUCGACAAUGCCUCCAGCGCUUGCUCUGGAGACUCAGGAUUGAAUCCAGCCUCCACUUCAUGCACAUGCAAUGUGAGGAUGUGGAGGGGAAGGACCUACCUAUUUCCAGUGCCGCCAGGGUCUGGAUCAAUAAGCUGGGAUAUUCCCGGGUUGGAAUGGGACCAAACCUUCAGGCUGAUGGAUGGGAAGAAAGUCCGUUGUGGCAGCUGA
This is a messenger RNA of Plenodomus lingam JN3, 447 nucleotides long. RefSeq lists its product as uncharacterized. The record is from RefSeq and is a predicted model, not a curated record. Lineage: Eukaryota; Fungi; Ascomycota; Dothideomycetes; Pleosporales; Leptosphaeriaceae.